Molecule: messenger RNA, 2357 nt
Organism: Austrofundulus limnaeus
Lineage: Eukaryota; Metazoa; Chordata; Actinopteri; Cyprinodontiformes; Rivulidae
Product: translation initiation factor IF-2
Exons: 2
Coding region: 188-553 (121 amino acids)
Source: RefSeq, a predicted model, not a curated record
CGCCCAACGAAUCGUCACCUGAUGAUUAACGGACAAGCACGGGUGGGAGGUGGGAGGUACGAACACAAAGACAGGACGGAGGGCACGAGACAAAAGACAAUGAAAGAAACACAAAAGACACAGAAAACGAAACCAAAAACCGACAGGUAAGUCUUGGGGAAAGAAAACAACAAAAAUAGUCACAAAGAUGGCUCUAGGCACAUCUGAAGGGCAGGACGUUCAGGUGGGUGCCCAGGGACCCAACGAAGACGAGGCAGGGGUGCAGGAGGACGACCCUGGACCCGGCCACAGCGAAGAUGGAGCUCUGGAGGGCGACCGUGGACUUGGCCGCAGCGAAGAUGGAGCUCUGGAGGGCAACCGUGGACUCGGCCGCAUCGGAGGCGGAGCUCUGGUGGACAGCCGUGGAUCCGACCACGUUGGAGGCAGAACUCUGGUGGACGGCCGCGGAUCCAGCCGCAGCAGAGGUGGAUCUCAGGUAAGCAGCCUGGAGCCCGGCCACGACGAGGAUGGGGCUUGGAAGACUCUAGCCGGGUAUUCUGUAGGCUCAGGCUGACCCUGGGACUUUACAAUCUGACUCGGGGGCUUUGUAGACUCAGGUGCUUGUUCAGGCUCCGAGGACUCUGAUGCUGGCUCCGGUUCUGAGGACUUUGGCUCUGAGGGUUCACACACUGGCUCCGGUUCUGAGGACUCUGGUGCAGGCUCUGGCUCUGAGGAUUCUGGAGUCACAGCAGGCGCGGACAACACCUCCACCAGAGCUGCAGUCAGGAACAAGACCACAGCAGCCAGGGUGGUGACCACCACCUCCCUCCCCUCAAGACCYUACUCACAGGAGGUGGAAACGUCRACYMUCUGGAGAGCACAGGGACCGGUAGAGGCGUCAACGCUGUGGGGAACAUAGACKGAGGUGGAGGCGUCGAGCCUUGCUGGAGYGCAGAUGGAGGUGGAGAGAUCAAGCCUCGCYGGAGUACAGAUGGAGGUGGAGGCGUCUAGCCUCUCUGGAGUACAGAUGGAGGUGGAGGCGUCCAGCCUCGCCGGAGUGCAGGAAGUAGAGAUCUUGACCCUCUUGGAGGCGCUGAAAGCACAGGAGGUGGAUGCGUCAAUUCUAUCGGAGGUGCAGGAAGCUAGAGGUCUCAGUAGCCCUCUUGGAGGUGGCACAGGAGGGAGAAGCAUCUGGGACCCCCUCGGAGGCGGCACUGGAGGAGGCGUCUGGGACCCUCUCGGAGGUGAUGCUGACGGGAGAGGUGGAGGUGGCACUGRAGAGCCGAAAAUCAUUGGCCUGGCAGAGCAGUAACCGAUCAGGGCAGUUGGGAUCGCUUUCUAGAUCGUAGUCAGGGUCAAACUCAGGCUCAGGAGGGACCGCCAUCUUUUUCCUCCGGUGACGCUGAGAGGAGCCGGAUGGUGGAGCGGGCUUCAGCKCCAAAGGAGUCCCCCAGAACUGUGUUUUCGUUCUCUCUCCUCCUUUUCCUCCAGAAGGAGAGAGGACGGGAGGACCUCGAUCUCCAGAUCCCAAYGUUCACGUCUCCGGGUGGUCUGAGCAGGUAUCAUUCAGAAACCACCCAYUCGGAUGGUUGUUUUUGUUGGACCUGCUGAGUCCUGGCCACACUCCAAGUCGUCCUCUUMCCCCAUUCACAGAGUGGAACAAAAAGGUUCUCUUUUUCCAUAAACUCAAAAAAAACCUCUUUCUCCUGGUGGGCUUGUAGUAUGACUGGUUCAUUCCAAUCAGGUUAUGCAGGAAGAAUGAACCCAAAAAGGGAAUGGCAGAUAAACAGCUAAGGAGAUGAAGACAUAAUGACAAUGAGGGAACACAAGAGGGAGAUAGAACACAGGACAGCAAAACACACAUCCUCACAUCGAGACUAUCACAAUAAGUUUUUGAGACUAUCACAGAAAAUUCUGGAGGUUAUCAGAAGAUACACUGCCUGGCCAAACAAAAAGUCGCCACCAAAAUACAAGGUCACCCCCUCUAAUAUUUUGUUUGACUACCUUUAGCUUUGAUUAUGACACACAUUCACUGUGGCAUUGUUUCAAUAAGCUUCUGCAAUUUUACACGUUUAUUUCCAUCCAGUGUUGCAAUUUUUCACCAAGAUCUUUCAUUGAUAACGGUAGAGUCUGACUGCUGCACAACGCCUUCUCCAGCACAUCCCAAAGAUUCUCAAUGGGGUUGAGGUUUGGACUCUGUGGUGGCCAAUCCAUGUGUGAAUAUGUCUCAUGUUCCCUGAACCACUCUUUCACAAUUCCAGCCCGUUGAAUCCUGGCACUGUCAUCUUGGAAUAAGCCUGAGCCAUCAGGGAAGAAAAAAUCCAWUGAUGGAAUAACCUGGUCACUCAGUAUAUUCAGGUAGUCAGCUUUGAGCAUAC